GCCCCGCUUGCACGAGUACGUAAUGGGCAACAAAACACAUCUGGGUGGCUCUGCGGAGUCUGGCCGCAAAAUCGGUGUGCCGGCUGCUGCUGUGGUCUCAGGAUCCUUUCUCUCAGGCGCAAUGAUGGCCCUCUCAGCUUUCGCAAUCCCGGUAUUUCUCGAGACAAACGACGAUCCCCAGCAUCUUCUCGAUCAAUGGGCCCGCCUCUACCACUACGGUCAUAUCUACAUGCCAGCCAUCUGUGUUGCAACGUGCGGCCUGUACGGCUACGCGGCUGCGAGCAAGAGGACCAUGCACAAUCCCCAUUGGCACCGGUACGCGCAGGCUGCUGUGUUGACCAUAUCGAUGGUCCCAUUCACCUGGCUGGUGAUCUCACCCACCAACGACACCCUGUUUGGGCUGCGGGCCGGUGGCGUAUCUGUGGAGAGCUCGGGGGUUAUCCAGGCGUUGAUUGUGAAAUGGGCGUGGUUGCAUAUUACCCGAUCUUUCUCUCCUCUCUUCGGAGCUGUUCUGGGUUUCACGACGCUCCUACGCGAGAUCCGCAUGUAAGGGCCCCCGGUGGAUGUCUUAGACGGGGGGUUGAUUGCUCGGUGCAAUUUGUGGCCGGAGAUAAGGAUGGUGUGAUUUAUUGUCUUGGGAGAGGCUUUGAACGACAGUGUCUCAUAUAUCCCGAGAAUGUCUUACAGGAACACGACAUGAAUAUGUGUGGUUGGGGCAAGGUAGAAAGGGUAGUGGACAGAUUCUUGGCCUGUAUUGUAUGGGCAUAGUCGCCUCAGCCGGUGGAAAAAGAGACGAUGGUGCCUAAGGUGAAGGAGCAUGCACUGUUCCAUGGAGGCGCACACACAGAGCUGAAUAUGCCGAGGGCUAGCUGGCUAAGUAGGUAACGAAUGUCUUAGGGUCAUUGUCAG
This is a messenger RNA of Cryphonectria parasitica EP155, 909 nucleotides long. RefSeq names its product DUF1772-domain-containing protein. The transcript has 2 exons. The record is from RefSeq and is a predicted model, not a curated record. Lineage: Eukaryota; Fungi; Ascomycota; Sordariomycetes; Diaporthales; Cryphonectriaceae. Bases 125 to 550 code for a protein of 141 amino acids.